AUGACUGAUAUGGACAGUAUUGAAGAGAGUUUUGGUAAGUAUGCCAACACACUCUUGGAGGAUCUUGUAGAUUCGCUUACCAUUUUUUAUCAAAAGCGCAAACGAACUGGACUGAAAGUCACUAUGGAUGUUGAGUACAGUGGUUCAAAAAACUUGCUUUUGGCAAGAGUUCACUUGCCUGGCAUCAAUCCUUGGCACUUAACUUUUUAUUAUGGUUUUUCCGAAAGAAGUAGACGGCAGCAGUCGUGGGAUUUUUUUAGAGCUUUGAAAUCUAACUCGGACCUCCCUUGGAUGGUAGUUGGAGACUUUAACGACCUCUCAUGCCCAUAUGAGAAACGUGGUAUUCAUCCACAUCCUACAUCUUUGUUUGACGGGUUUAAUUCUGCACUAGAUGACUGUGGUUUAUUCGACCUUGGGAUGCGAGGAAGGAGGUACACAUGGGAACGUGGUAAAGGAACGGAUAAUUGGGUUGAAGAGCGCUUAGACAGAGCGGUGGCGGGGGUUUAUUGGUGUAGUUUGUUCCCUCAGGCUUCGGUCCAAAAUUAUGAUGUUCUAACCUCAGAUCAUACUGCGAUUUUCGUUGAGAUUGAAGGACCAAAACAUGCAAGCAGAAGUAGGGCUUUUUUAUUUGAAAACGCCUGGCUAAAAGAAAGUGGUUGCAAGGAUACAGUACUUGAAUCAUGGAACUCCUCGGCAGGUGAAUGUCUUACUAGAAAGCUGGAUCAUUGCGGUGUGGCGCCCUUCAGCGCUAGGGUGGUGGAUUUGCUAAACGCACGCAGAGUGAGAUUGAGAAUAUCCAGAGACGCCUAA
Messenger RNA from Ipomoea triloba (trilobed morning glory), 810 nucleotides. RefSeq lists its product as uncharacterized. Lineage: Eukaryota; Viridiplantae; Streptophyta; Magnoliopsida; Solanales; Convolvulaceae. The coding region runs from base 1 to 810 and encodes 269 amino acids. The transcript has 2 exons. The record is from RefSeq and is a predicted model, not a curated record. Gene Ontology annotation, molecular function: catalytic activity.